AUGCGUUUGCAACUUUCCACGCAAAGGUUUCACGCAAACCUAUUUGUCUAGUUUUAUGAUAGUGGAGCCCCCCGCAGAGAGGCGGAACCUACUGUUCCCACACAUACAUUUUUCCACGCGAAGCGAAGUUCCACAUGGGUCUGCAACUUGGUGGCAUGUAUUUUGAGCAGACAUGCAAAAGUUAUAGAAUUGAAAAAGAUUCAUUUGGAGAAAUGAAAAUACCUGCAGAUAAAUAUUAUGGUAUUCAAACUCUUCGGACAGUAGUAAAUUUUCCAAUUGGUGAUACAUAUGAGCGUAUACCUUUCAGGCUAAUAGUUGCUUUGGGUAUACUAAAGAAAGCUGCUGCAGCUGUGAAUAAAGAGUAUGAUUUGGACCCUAAAAUUGCCGAUGCCAUUUGUCAAGCUGCAGAUGAAGUAAUAAAUGGAAAGUUAUAUAAUCACUUUCCUCUAAUUAUUUGGCAAACUGGAUCAGGCACACAAACCCACAUGAAUGCCAACGAGGUUAUUGCCAAUCGUGCAAUAGAAAUACUUGGUGGUGAACUUGGCUCAAAAAAACCUGUGCAUCCAAAUGAUCAUGUUAAUAUGUCACAAAGUACCAAUGACAUAGUACCAUCAGCUAUGAAUGUAGCUCUUGCCUUAGAGAUUCAUAAAUCAUUACUCCCAGGCUUAAUAUGUUUGUGUAGAGCGUUAAGAAAAAAGUGCGAAGAAUGGGAAAACAUUAUAAAAAUUGGUAGAACGCAUUUGCAAGAUGCGGUACCAUUAACAUUGGGUCAAGAAUUUUCAGGAUAUGCUAUGCAGGUCGAAAAUGGUAUUGAGAGAGUGAAAGAUACACUUCCAAGAUUAUAUGAAUUAGGUAUCGGUGGUACAGCAGUCGGAACUGGAUUAAAUGCACGAAAAGGUUUUGCGGAAAAGACAGUUGCAAAAAUCGCGCAACUCACUAGUUUACCGUUUGUUCCUGCUCCAAAUAAAUUUGAAGCUAUGGCUUCGCAUGAUGAUAUUGUCGAAGCACAUAGUGCUUUUAAUACAGUUGCUGUUUCUCUCAUGAAAAUCACAAGUGAUAUUAGACUUCUUGGAAGUGGACCCAGAUGUGGUUUAGGCGAGUUAUCUCUUCCAGAAAACGAACCUGGAAGUUCUAUUAUGCCUGGAAAAGUGAAUCCUACACAAUGUGAGUCAGUGGCUAUGGUAUGCUGUCAAGUAAUGGGUAAUCAUGUGGCGAUAACUAUCGGUGGCAGUAAUGGUCAGCUUGAACUUAAUGUUUUUAAACCGGUUAUCAUUGCCAAUGCUUUAAGAUCCGCAAGGCUUUUAGGUGAUGUUUGCGCCAAUUUCGUAAAAAAUUGUAUUGAAGGUAUUGUUCCAAAUAUUGAAAAUAUAAAACGGAAUGUUGAUGAAAGUUUAAUGCUUGUCACAGCAUUAAAUCCAUAUAUUGGUUAUGAUAAGGCUGGUGUAAUUGCUCAGUAUGCGCAUAAAGAAAAAAUUACAUUAAGAGAAUCUGCUUUAAAACAUGGAAUAACGGCGGAACAGUUUGAUCAGUGGGUUAGACCUGAACAAAUGCUUGGUCCGAAAUAAUUUUCAUGCUAAAAAUAUUUAUUAGGAAUAAAAACUCUAAUUUGUUCAUCUUGGCACAUAUUUUUUAUCAAUAGAAUCUAAUAUGAAGAAACAUUAAUAGAUGUACAACAGAACAAAAUAUUUAUACUUUGCAUAUAUUUUUGCAUAUAUUUUAUCUUCAUAUUCAAAAUUAGUAUUAAUAAUAUAGACUCUCUAUAAUUCAUUAU
Cataglyphis hispanica is the source of this 1771-nucleotide messenger RNA. RefSeq names its product fumarate hydratase, mitochondrial-like. Lineage: Eukaryota; Metazoa; Arthropoda; Insecta; Hymenoptera; Formicidae. The record is from RefSeq and is a predicted model, not a curated record. Gene Ontology annotation, molecular function: fumarate hydratase activity. Gene Ontology annotation, biological process: malate metabolic process; tricarboxylic acid cycle; fumarate metabolic process. Gene Ontology annotation, cellular component: mitochondrion; tricarboxylic acid cycle heteromeric enzyme complex. The coding region runs from base 135 to 1565 and encodes 476 amino acids. The transcript has 7 exons.